AAACUGGGAAGGCGGGCCCACAGAAUUACAAACAUCGGGACCCGCUCCAAAUCAUCAUUCAGGCAGUGAAAAAGGUUACAGUUAGUAAUAAAACCAAAAAGAAGAAAAUCCGACACAGAAAAAUCGAUUCAUCAUCACGUUCAGACAGGGGGGGAAGACGACAUCGAAUUUUCAAAAAAAAUUAUUCUUCCAACUUUAACGGUUCUUUAAUCCUUAAUUUCCUCGAUCAAAUAACUGAGGAAAUUAUUAGGUAGAAGAAAAGGGGGGAAUCGAGAAAAAGGAAAAUGUCAUGGUUGGCGCGCUCAAUCGCCAACAGUCUCCGCCUCGAUGACGAUGAUGAUGAGGUCCGUCCGGAGGACGGCGAAGAAGCCGUUGACCUUAAUGAUGACGAUGACGUUGACGUGAGGAAAUCCCCUCCAAACGACGCCGCUUUGAAUCCCGCCUCCAAAUUCCCCCAUCGUUUCACGGAAUCCCUCGAUUUAGAAGAUGUAGACUUGGGAGGAGAUCGGGAUAGUGAUUUUAAUCGAGUAUCGGAAAUCGGCUCCAAUCGCGAUGCCGGAGAUGGUGGUGAAGAAGACGGAGAUGGUGCUGAUCACAGUAAUCACGGCCGGGGGGUGAAGGAAGAUUUAUCGGAAUUUACGGAAACCCUAACGCGGCAAUUGUGGGGCGUCGCCUCAUUUCUAGCUCCGCCUCCGCCUCCUCCCCCGCCACUACCUCUACGAGCGGGAUCGAAUUUGUGGGGAUUGGAUCAGAGAGGAAGGGAGGUGGUUGAGUGUUCGGGUUCCGGUGACGAGGGGUCUUACAAUGGGGAGGAUUAUUAUGGGUCGGAGACGCAAUUUCAGGAAUUUCCGCACAGUUUCUUGCAUAUUGGGAUGCCGGAGCCAGAGGAGGAGGAGGAUGUAUUCGAGGAUGCAGUGGGGAUUACGGAGGAAGCUCUGGAUUUUGCAGAAGAUACAGCUCAUCAUCCCGAGACUUGGUUGAAUUUUCCCUUGAUGGAGGAAGAAGAGUUUGAGGAUUUUGAAAUAUCGGAUUCUCAGCACAAGCAUGCUCAAGCUAUUGAACAUCUGGUACCUACAUUAGCUGCUCUGAGAAGAGAACUUUGCCCUGUCCAUAUGACUGAGGGCUACUUUUGGAUGGUCUACUUUGUCUUUUUGCAUUCAAGAAUUAGUAAGCAUGAUGCUGAUCACUUGUCUACGCCUCAGUUGGUAAAAGCAAGGGCUAUCUGGAUGAAGGAGCUUCAAAAGCAGACGAACCCAGAACCAGAUUGGAUAGGAAGUCGUAAUUUACACUCGGAAGAUAAUAUUAAUUUUCCCUAUGAUAAUUUGGAUCACUCUUCCUUUGAAGACACACCAACUGGAAAUGCAUCUCAAAAGGCAUUUCCUCUCAAUUCUAUAGCUUCAGAGGUGAUGAAUGAUUACUCCGAGGCUGAGAACAUCCCACAUGAAAACAAUGAAAUCCGACUUAUUGAUAAGUCCAUUUAUGAGGAGCAUUCAACUAGUAAGCCAGGGAACCAGCCAUUAAGUAGUCCAUCUUUUAAGGUUCCCAUCCAGGAAUUUGAUGAGCAUGAGGAUGACUGGCUGGAAGAUGACUCUGACUUGGAAGGCUAUGUUACUACUUCUAAUGCUUUCAUAAAUGAAGAUGUGUCAUUCAGUGACCUUGAGGAUGAUAUCGAUAUGCCUGUAAAGUCAAAAGUUGUGGCGAAGUAGAAUUGUGUGGUGCCUACAUCAUUGAACGUUGCUUUUGAUAAGCAGGAGCAUUUUUUGGCACGGACUGUUCAGCUGAGUGCCGCUGCCUCUUGAAUCAGGUGGAUUGUGGCUCUGGGCUCUCCUGCAGUGUGUUGUGCUUUUGUUUGGAGCAAUCAAACUAAUCAUCAGAACAGGUUCAGUAAGGAAGGAUCGAAAAGGUUCUGGAAACACUGCUGUGAAAGAUAUGCAAUGGAGCUUCCUAAAGUCCCAGUGAUUUGAAGUUUAAGAGUGAUGAUUCAUUAGGCUCGUUGUACAUCGUCUAUGAGCCAAGCUUUCUGUACGAUGCCAUUUUUCUGUAUUCUCUUCUAUUUAUUUGGCUUGCUUUUUGACGCCAUUCCUCAUUCAUUUUCCAUUGUUUCCCAGUCAAGUGUAAUUAUUCAUGUAAACUGUAAAGUUCUCCUUUGCAAAUCAGCUUGAUUAAUGAGAACAAAUCACUAGUGAGUGAAAAGCCAAAUUUUGUUAUACUGAAUGGACUUCUAUUUGGAAGUCUACGAAAUUUUGCAC
Oldenlandia corymbosa var. corymbosa is the source of this 2249-nucleotide messenger RNA. The record is from the annotation of a GenBank genome assembly. NCBI's taxonomy places the organism in Eukaryota, Viridiplantae, Streptophyta, Magnoliopsida, Gentianales, Rubiaceae.